Ceratitis capitata (Mediterranean fruit fly) is the source of this 2940-nucleotide messenger RNA. RefSeq names its product putative sodium-dependent multivitamin transporter. The transcript has a single exon. The record is from RefSeq and is a predicted model, not a curated record. Bases 830 to 2761 code for a protein of 643 amino acids. Gene Ontology annotation, cellular component: membrane. NCBI's taxonomy places the organism in Eukaryota, Metazoa, Arthropoda, Insecta, Diptera, Tephritidae. Gene Ontology annotation, biological process: sodium ion transport; transmembrane transport. Gene Ontology annotation, molecular function: symporter activity.
AACCUGUAGUCAACACAUGUGUAUGUAUAUAGAUAUGCUAUCUAACAACCAACAAAUUGUGUACACUUGCCGGCGCUAGAAGCGCUACAGUUUUCUGGCUGCCGUCGAAAAAUGGAUCAUUAAAUUGUUUCAUAUUUACAUUUGCGGCAAUAUAAAUUGAAAACUGUUUAUAGUUGAACGCAGAUAUUUGACUUUAUAGACUCGAAACCAUUUCCGAAAGUGAGAGAGUAGAGGUUGCCAUCAUACCUAUGUACAUAUAUGUACGAAGCUCACUGCUAAAUACUUAGGUGGGUGGGUGCUUUUGCUGGCAGUCUGGUGCAUUUAACAUCAGAGUAUUCACGCCUACUAACCGAUAACGUUGCGGAAGUUUAUACAAUUCUGCUCCGAAUCAAAAAUAGACGUGAUUGUGAUGCUGCGUUAAGGCAAUUUUUCGCAUGCAAAAUGUUCCUAAAGAUACUAAAAGACUCAUAAGUUUUCUAAUCGCUUUCGUGAAAGUCCGUCGGUGCUAAACUCCAUAUUCAAGAACUUAAAAAGCAAAAACAAAACAAAACCGUGCAAAUAACAUUACACAAGUACAAUUAUAGUUAUCAAAAAAUACAGAUAAAGUAUCGACAGACUGUUAACUAAUAAAGAUUAUCUUAACAAGGUGAAAAUCUCCGUAGAACGAGUGUGCAUACACAUUAAUAACCAAAUAUAAAUCAGUAGCACGCGUGCUGUGUACCUGGACUGUAGUGAGUCCCGUUGCUAGAGACUGAAAGUAGUGCCUUGUCGAAGGCAGUUAUAUUAACAAAAGUUAUUGCGCCGAAUUCUACCGCGUACAAGCAGCGAAAUGGCCGGUUUUGGUGCUCUCGACUAUGGCAUUGUUGCAGUUGUGCUCAUCGCUUCAGCUGCGAUUGGCAUUUACUACCGCAUCACUGGCGGUAAACAGCAAACGACUAAGGAGUAUCUACUUGCCGGUCGUGAGAUGUCCAUAUUGCCUGUUGCCUUUAGUCUUAUGACUAGUUUUAUGUCUGCCGUCACUUUAUUGGGCGUCUCGAUGGAGAAUUACCAGUACGGCACAAUGUUUGUAUUGAUCAAUUUGUCAUAUAUAUUGUCCACACCUGUAGCUGCUUAUCUCAUACUACCCGUUUUCUAUCGCCUGAAAACAGCAUCCGUAUAUGAAUAUUUGGAGCAGCGUUUCGGCUACGCCACACGGCUAAGCGCUUCACUUGCUUUUACGAUACAAAUGACGCUCUACAUGGGCAUUGUGCUUUAUGCGCCCGCGCUAGCGCUGGAAGCGGUGACGGGACUCAAUCGAAAUUUCUCUAUAAUAGUCGUGGGUGUGGUGUGUACCUUCUACGCCACUUUGGGCGGCAUGAAGGCGGUACUUAUAACGGAUAUCUUUCAAUCACUGUUGAUGUUUGUGUCCAUCUUCAGUGUGAUCAUUUGUGCCACCAUCAAAGCGGGCAGUUGGGCUGAGAUCUGGCACGUGGCCAAUGAGGGCGGUCGUAUUAACUUUUCCGAUAUACGCAUCGAUCCGACAGUGCGCCAUACGCUGUGGACACAAAUCAUCGGCGGCACAGGCACUUAUCUGUCUCUGUAUGGCGUGAAUCAGACGCAGGUGCAACGUUUGUUAUCGACACGCACAUUGAAAUCAGCACAGGCAUCGCUGUGGUGGAAUUUGCCGAUUUUGAUGCUCUUGAGUUUCAGCACCUGCUUCUCUGGACUCUGUAUCUACUACUACUACAAAGACUGUGAUCCACUUCUCGAAGGUCGUAUUUCGUCACGUGAUCAACUGAUGCCGCUUUUCGUCGUAGACACAAUGAGCAACAUACCCGGUCUGUCGGGUCUCUUCGUUUCGGGCAUAUUCUCAGCAAGCUUGUCUACGAUUUCAUCCGCUAUUUCCUCGCUGGCGGCCGUCACUGUCGAAGACUAUAUAAAACCUUUGCUACUUUGGAAAACUAAAAUGCCGUUAAGUGAAUCGCGUAGCACAUGGUUUUCGAAAUUCUUCAAUUUGGUUUACGGUGCCGCUUGCAUCGGUUUGGCAUUCGUUGCCGGGUCUCUUACCGGUGUACUACAGGCAGCGCUCUCCAUUUUCGGUAUUGUGGGCGGACCACUCCUGGGUCUUUUCACACUCGGCAUGUACUUUACGUUCGUCAAUCAAAAGGGUGCGAUAACAGGUCUCGUCACUAGCUUGGCAAUAUGUUUUUGGAUCGGCUUCGGCACACCAAGACCAACACCACAAGCCUUGGAAUUCUCCACCGACGGCUGCGCCGUAACGCCACCUACAUCACAUGUCAGUGACUUUUUCACACAAUCCCCGACAGCGUCGUCGGAAACAGAUGAUGAGCCGCAUUAUUUCUAUCUAUAUCGCAUCUCGUAUAUGUGGUAUUCAGUUAUUGGUUUUCUCAUCACGUUAUUUGUGGGCUUGGCGUGUUCCUGGCUGUAUGCCAAACUGGGCUGGGAUUCGAAUGCGCACAUCUACACAGACAGCGCAUGUACAACCAUCAAAUAUGAUCUCUUCGUCCCACCACUGGCGAAGCGUUUGCGCAAUCGACAAGUGCCCGUUGUUGUGGUGACUGGCACAAGCUCCGAGAUGGGUGGCGGCUCAGCAACGCCAAGCACGGUAGAUGAUGACACACCCUUGCCGAAGAGUGGCCCAGAACCGCAAUUUGGCAUGCAGCAACUGGAUAGCACCGCUGGCUAUGUAAAGGAAAGGAAGAACAGUGGUGGCGAUGUGAUUACGCAAAACGGCAAUAAACAACACGUGGCCGUACAAUAGCUUAAUAUGUAUGAACUAAGGAAUUUAUAUACAAAUGCAUUUUUGUAUUCAAAUUUGUUAUUGAUUUGUGAUUUAUUUGUUUUCAUCAGUAUUGUUGAAGGUGUGGAGGCGCAUAUGAAAUAUGUCGGGAAUUUAAUUUCUUGCAAUAAAUCGCUCUGGUAGUUUUAUUAAACAAUCUA